Molecule: messenger RNA, 2405 nt
Organism: Pocillopora meandrina
Lineage: Eukaryota; Metazoa; Cnidaria; Anthozoa; Scleractinia; Pocilloporidae
Source: the annotation of a GenBank genome assembly
AUGGCUUGUGUUCUCAUACCGUUCCGUCGGGAAAAAACAAGAGCUGAUAAGUUUUUGAUCACAGCAUCUGUUUCGCUACUGAAUGUUGAAUUACGCAAGAAAAGGUGGUAAGCGACACGAUAAAGUAUUUUCUUUCUCUCUUUUCUAUUAAGAGUUUAGUCUUCGAAGCUGCUUGUCUCACAGAGUCAAAUUAUUUUUUACUUUUCAGAUUAGAAAAUGAUCAAAAGUUAAACUCUGACGAAGCAUACAAUUUCGGAAACAAUAUAAACUUCAUUAUGAUUAAUUGAAUUGAGGAAAAAAACAUGCGUUUUAGAAUUUGGUUGAGUUCGAUUUCACUGUUGAAUACCGCGUGAGACUUAAGCAACAGAAGCAAAGGGUUAUUCCCCAAACUGAAUAUUGUUUGCUCUUUGAAGUUGCAAGACUCGGUGAAAAACAAAUACUAGGCUAAUUGGUAUUUUCCACGGCGGUGCUGCGAGAGAAAGUUUUUUGAUAACGGUCAAUCAUUAACAGCGAUGGGGAGGGAGGGGUAAGUUUUACUAGUUACCAGUCUUGGCAUAAAGACGUCAUGGCGGACGCCUUGAAGAUACGAUGUACUUCUUUGUCUUUUGUCGUAUUCCAAAAUGACAAAAGAUUUAAGUGCAUCUCAUCCCUUGAAUCGUAAAACGCCAAUCGCUUAUACAAGGGUAGAAUCUGCACUGAACAAAAAUAUGGUUAACUAUGGCAACUUUCUCACAUUAUGCUGACAUUCGUGUUUUGUUCCUCAAUUAGGAAUCCCCACAAGCUUGCGGUUUUUUGGAAAAAAAGGAAAGUGAAAUACAGUACAAAGGUAGUCAACUUAGACUUUGGAUCUCGUAUCUUUCUCUCUUAGCUCACUAAACGCUAUUGAUGUCUUAAUCGUCAGUUUGAGUUAAAGAAAUAUUUCUUGCAAUUACUUUUUCUCUCAGCCUGUAGCAUGGUUUGGAGGUGUUGAAAAUGGUUAUCGUGGUGUUCAUUUUUGGCCUGAGCCUGAUCCAGUAGAUAGUAAAGUUACUCUCCUCAAGGUAAGUUUCAAACAAAGGCAACAUGAGGUACAAAUAUGGGGACAUAUUUCCGUAAAGUGCCACAGCAUUCGGAAACGAAAUUGUGGUCCAAAGGCUUGCUUUCGUUAUAGCUUUCUUUAUCCAAGAGCUCUAUGCAUAAUGAACUACGGGGAAGUGCGGAAAUCUUGGCCAACUUUUUGAAACCAUCGUCUUCGUAAACACGUUAUACCCACUUACUGAAGCCUUCCUUGCUUUUUUCUUAGGCUUGCUCCUUCCUCCGAUUCAAUUUGCGUUACGUUUUAAGAAAUUUUGAAAUAAAAACAGUCCAUCUUUCGUUGUGAAGACUUUUUGAAGCCACAAGGUUUUCAAUAUGGCUUAGCCUCUUGCAUUGGAUUUACUAAGUAAUAUUAUGCUAAUUUAUUAAUGUUAAAUCUAAUAUAACUUUCAUUGUAAAAGUUCAAAGUACAACAGCUGAAGAGAAAAAAAAUUAUGAAAUGCUAUUGAAUCUAUGAAACGUUUGAGGACAGAUGAUUAAAUUUAUAUUGCCAAAACCAUGAUAUGAACUUUAUUUCACAAUAUUGCUCCCUAGAGGUUAAAAGACACUGCACUGGCAAAAUUAAUAGGGACCUUAACAAGUCAGGAGAGUGAUGCCAAGGAAGACAAACUGAUUAAAAAAUAAAUCUAUAUUUUGUUUGGAAUUUCCUGUAUGGCGGCAUGAAUGUUUUUGCUGUCUCUAACAGUGCCGCAUCUCAACCUCUGCAUAAUGUGUGUGAUUCACAUUGAGUUCCAUAUUGAAAGUGAAUUAAUUUUCUGUCAGUGUUCCUGUACACAGACCACAGACCAUGCCAAAUUUGGUUACUUCACGUUGUUGUUUGGCCAAGGACAGCUUCAACAUAAAAAAAGUUCUAAACACUAGUGCUUAGCUAUUGUUCUGCUCAUUUGGUCUUUUGUUUUGCCACAUAUUUGUUUCCAUCAUUCUCAUGAUUUGUCCAAGGUCCCUAAUAUUGUUGUUAUCAAGUUUGUUUCUUUGUUUUAAAACAAUAUUUAUUUGUAUUUGUAGAACCCAGAAGAUGAAAUGACAGAAUAUCAAGAAAAGCAGUGGAAUAUUUACAUCUGUAAUGUAAGCUUUUCCCUUUUCAAUAUUAUGCAAGCAUGUAGUUGCUCUUUAAUAUUAUUUUCACUCCACACAGUUUGGAGUAAAUCUGAACACUGUUCAUCUUCCUCUUGCUUCUUUGAAAUCAUUAGGUGUCUCCCAGUGGUUGUCAACAGCUUCUGGCCACUGGCUGUAUUGAUAUCAGCAAUUAUAUUACAGAGAUGCCUGGAAAAGUGGACGUUACUGUCACCCUUAAGCCAAGCAAUCAAGAAAGUUGUUUGUGGCAAAAUUGA